Messenger RNA from Cheilinus undulatus (humphead wrasse), 1910 nucleotides. It is a transcript of the gene clic3, whose product is annotated as chloride intracellular channel 3. The record is from RefSeq and is a predicted model, not a curated record. NCBI's taxonomy places the organism in Eukaryota, Metazoa, Chordata, Actinopteri, Labriformes, Labridae. The transcript has 6 exons. Bases 135 to 866 code for a protein of 243 amino acids.
AUGAAGCACUGAGACCAUCAGUGUGACUACAGUGACGUGUCUUAGUUUAAUUUUGUUCAGUAUAGAGAAAACUGACUAAUCUUUGCUUUGACAGGAAGUUUUGAAGAGGAAGACAGUGUGAGGCAGAGAGAAAGAUGUCUGACGUCCCACAGAUUGAACUCUUCGUUAAGGCCAGUUCUGAUGCUGAGGGUGUGGGGAAUUGUCCCUUUUCUCAGAGACUCUUCAUGAUUCUGUGGUUGAAAGGGAUCAGCUUUAAAAUCACCACCGUGGACAUGACAAGGGCCCCUCCUGUGCUGAAGGCUUUGGCUCCAGGCUCUCAGCCACCAUUCCUCAUCUACAACGAAGAAGUCAAAACAGACACAAACAAGAUUGAGGAGUUUCUUGAGAAGACCUUAGCCCCACCACUGUAUCCAGUGUUGGGCUGUCGAUACAAGGAGUCCAAUGGUGCUGGAGAAGACAUCUUUCGAAAAUUCUCAGCAUACAUUAAAAAUCCCAAUCCUGCCUUAAAUGACACGCUUGAGAAGAAAUUUCUUUACACUCUUGUACAGCUGAACCAUUACCUGGAGACACCUCUCCCUUAUGAGCUGGACCAGAAUCCAAAUGCUGACUUGUCCUCACGUCUCUUCUUGGACAGUGACAGCCUCUCCUUGGCAGACUGCAACCUGCUUCCCAAACUCAAUAUUGUCAAAGUGGUGUGUAAAUAUUACCGCAACUUUGACAUCCCUAAACAGUUGAAAGGUCUCACACGUUACCUGGAAAAUGCCUACAAGAGAGAUGAGUUCCGUUUCACCUGCCCACCAGACUCUGAGAUCAUCAAUGCUUACAGCUGCAUGGCAGUGUAUCUGAACAAAAACCUCAAGAGGUAGAGAUGAAGCAGCUAAAGAGGAACCAUAUCAGAAACACUGCCAUCCAAAGAGGAAAAGGGGACAAGAUGCCUGACAGCUGUAUAUAAAUUAUGAUGUAUUUGUGUCAAAAUACCACAAUUCUGGAAGAUACAUUUUUUGACAUAUCCACUUAGUAGCUUUACAUUUAAUUUAAUAUUUUCAUUAAUUGGGUUCUAGUGUUUGUGCUACUUCAUAGUUGCUCGAAAGUGAUGUUUGUGUUAGUGUAUACUGUUUUUUUUUUUUUGCUCUGGUUGACCUAAGUUGGAUUUCUUUUAAAGCCCCUGUGAGAGAGAUGGAAAGCACUGUUAAUCCAAGAAAAUAUUUAUGUUUUACCUUCUUUUGCGUAAAUGUAAUGCUGAUUACACUUUACACUGUGCAAAUCUUUUUGGCGUGUUUGGGCUAAAAAAUUGAGGCUAAAGUAAGGAGUAGAUGUGGUGAGUAAGCCCAUCAGAGGGAACCACCAGGCAGGAGGGAGGAUUGACACAACCCCAGCGAUGCUCUGGAUGUCCUUGCAUAUUCCCAGGGGUAUGGGAAAAUAAUCUGGAAAAAAAUAGCAAAGACCAAAUCUUUAGGGCAGAGUAAAAGUGGAUUUGGUGUGGCUGUCCAAAAGGGCUGAAAACUGCCGAAGGUCUUCUGGUGUCUGGAAAGGUCCAGACAAAAGAAAUUUCUAGCUGGACCUUGGCUGCCUCCCCACUCCGUUACAGCCCUAGGCCCUGAUGGCCCCAAAUUAUAUAGUGCCCUACUUACCUAAAACUUACAAACAGCACUGUAUUUCUUUAAACUUAUACAGAAAUGAAUUUAAUGUCUGAAAAAAUGAUGUUUUAAAUGUAAAAAAAAGUAAAAAUAAAUGGUAUUGACUGUAGAUAGUCCGUCCUUUUUUAUUACUGCACGUAUAGUAAUACAACUUUUUUUUUUUAAAUCUUUGAUAUGUACCUUUUAAUUUAACAGAGUAUGUCCAGGGUGAAGAACAUUAAAAACAUAUAUUUUGAUAUUGUCAAUGUUAAUGGCCAUGAUAAAUAAAGUACA